AUGCAUAACAUCCGCUUCAAGGCGCAUCGUGUAGCGUCGCGCGUCGACGAUGGCAGCGUCAACUAUAACCCCUUUGCCCGACAACGUAGCCGAAGCUCAGUCGAUAUCGAGAAUCAGCUCCACAGGAGAAGAUCAGAAGGACAUGCACGCCCCGUCAUAGAGGAACAGCGACGAUUGGAAAGCCAGCAGGCGGAGAAGGAAUUCCCUCCUCCGCAUCACGCCGACACAGCACCGACGAUCUCAGAUACGUCCGCAGGACAUGACUACGCCCAGGCUUCCAACUCGGAUAAUGAACUUGUCGCAGGAGACACGGAGGCAGGAAAAGAGUCAACAGCGGUCGGCAACGGCAGCGCUCUCCAAGAUGGACCAUCAUCGCAUGUCCAGAAGCGAGCCAGAUUCAAAGGCAUAUUCAGGAAAUCCCAUGAGAAUGUCAUUGACGCGAGCGAAAGCGCCGAAUCUGAGGAUAUGGACGCAGAGGCGAGGAAGAAGAGACUUCAUAGGAAGAAGAUCCCGGUUGGCGCCCAACUACGUGCCGUGUUCCUUGGAUCCUGGAUCAAUCUGCUCCUUCUCUUCGUCCCGGUUGGCUUCGCUAUGUACUAUUCACACAAGGUUGGACCUGUCCCAAUAUUUGUUAUCAACUUCGUCGCCAUCAUUCCACUGGCAGCCUUACUGAGCUAUGCGACGGAAGAACUGGCCAUAAGAGUUGGGGAGACUUUCGGCGGUCUUCUCAACGCGACUUUUGGGAAUGCUGUCGAGUUGAUUGUAUCAAUCCAAGCUCUGAUCAAAGACGAGAUUGUAAUCGUCAAGACUUCCUUGAUUGGAAGCAUGCUUUCCAAUCUUCUGCUUGUGCUAGGCAUGGCAUUCUGGCUUGGUGGGCUCAAUCGUUUGGAACAGCAUUUCAACGUCACAGUGGCUCAGACCGCUGCUAGUCUCCUGGCACUUUGCAUUGCUAGUCUCAUCAUCCCCACGGUCUUCCACAAUAUGCUGUUGGAGGAUACCGUGCCCGACGGACAAAGGAAUCAAGAACUCUCUCGUGGCACCGCCAUUAUCCUUCUCUUUGUGUACGGCUGCUACCUUCUCUUCCAACUGAGAUCCCACGUUUCCAUGUACAACGCUCCAAGCAAAAAAUCACCCAAAAAGAAGUCAAAAAUCGAAGAAGGUAGCGCGGCACGUGGGAUUGCCGCUGUCGGUGCAGCCGCCUCGGUCGGUGGCCUGAAUGCCACCAACGUCUUCAAAGAUCCCGAAGAAGAUGACGACGAUGACUUAGAGGAACCGCAGCUGUCAGUGAUUGGUGCUUUGAUUACGCUGGCCAUAUCCACCACUCUGGUAGCAUUCUGCUCAGAGUUUAUGGUUUCCAGCAUUGAGGGCAUCACAUCUACGGGAAAAAUCUCCACGACCUUUGUCGGUCUCAUCCUUCUCCCCAUCGUCGGCAACGCAGCAGAGCAUGCCACUGCUGUGACAGUCGCGAUCAAAGACAAGAUGGACUUGUCGAUUGGUGUCGCCGUGGGCUCCAGCAUGCAGAUCGCUCUUCUCGUCCUGCCGUUCGUUGUCGUACUCGGCUGGAUCUUGGGCAAAGAAUGCAUGACGCUAUACUUCGACACCUUCCAAAUCGCUCUUCUGUUUGUCUCAGUCCUUCUCGUCAACUAUCUGAUCCAAGACGGCAAAUCUCACUGGCUCGAAGGGGUGCUUCUCGUAUGUUCGUACCUUAUUAUUGCGCUGGCGGCGUGGUUCUACCCCAAUAUCGAGGAGGCCAAAUGCUGA
This is a messenger RNA of Westerdykella ornata, 1761 nucleotides long. Its product is annotated as calcium/proton exchanger. Gene Ontology annotation, cellular component: fungal-type vacuole membrane. Gene Ontology annotation, molecular function: calcium:proton antiporter activity. Lineage: Eukaryota; Fungi; Ascomycota; Dothideomycetes; Pleosporales; Sporormiaceae. The coding region runs from base 1 to 1761 and encodes 586 amino acids. The transcript has 5 exons. The record is from RefSeq and is a predicted model, not a curated record. Gene Ontology annotation, biological process: intracellular calcium ion homeostasis; calcium ion transmembrane transport.